Molecule: messenger RNA, 876 nt
Organism: Talaromyces atroroseus
Lineage: Eukaryota; Fungi; Ascomycota; Eurotiomycetes; Eurotiales; Trichocomaceae
Exons: 5
Coding region: 1-876 (291 amino acids)
Cellular component (GO): membrane
Molecular function (GO): transferase activity, transferring alkyl or aryl (other than methyl) groups
Source: RefSeq, a predicted model, not a curated record
AUGUUGAAGCAGAAAACUGCCGCACCGGCUGAUGGUGACCAAUUCCCUUUAUCUAAAUUCCACCUGCCUUCCGCUCUGGGCAACGUUCUAUGGCACGAACUGCAACUCUGCUAUGGAUUUGUGCGUCGAGAUUUGGGCACGGGACUUCUUCCUGUUCCUGGGUUUGCAUUGGCAUCUUUACUCUAUCGAAAGGCCUCAACGGAGGAGAUCUAUCGCGUGAUUCCAUACGCCUUCCUAUAUGGCUUCUUAUAUCUAUACACAUUUGUGGUCGCCAACCAAAUCGACGGCGUCGCCGAAGACAAAGUCAACAAACCAGAUCGUCCCAUCGCCAGCGGCGCAACAACACUGCAAGCCGCUAAAAUCCGCUGGGUAGCUUUAACCAGUAUCUAUCUAGCAUACAGCUAUACUCUCGGGGUUGAGAAACCGACCAUGCUAUGGAUUGCAACAACCAUUGCGCACAAUUUCCUAGGCUUUGCGAAUUUCGGUCCCACAAAAGAUGGGUGUAUGGGUGCUGGGUGCAUUGCACAGUUGACGGCAGCGUGGGCAAUUGGUGGCUCACAGUCGGAAAUGGGUUGGGAAUGGAUUAAGUAUAUUACUUUGUAUAUGCUGUGGCCGAUUCCGUUGCAGGACUUGAGAGAUGUACCUGGGGACAAGGCUGUUGGACGGCUGACGACGCCGAUUUUGUUGGGUGACACUCUUUCCCGUAUUUAUAUUUCGGCUGGAAUAAUCACCUCUCAGUACCUUCUCGUGCGACAUCGAAUCCUUGAGUACAGAUACGACGUCUCGACUAUCGUUCUCAGUGUGCUUCUUGCUAUCAUGAGUCUGGCAGUCGUGUUCAUUAAGCAGCCUUCCAAACUUGGAUGGUCAGGUAUAUAG